CCCCGCGCGCGGUCUCUGCCCCUCCCCUUUCUGGCGCCCCCCGCCUCUCCCUGAGGCCGAAAGAGCCAGCAGCCGCUGCUCGAUCGGCCGGGACGGGAUGGGGCGCCUCCAGCAUCACCACCGCUCGCGGUCCGCCUCCUCCUUCGCGCGCUCCUCGGAGGCCACCGCCGCAGAUAUCGACGCGCGCAGCGUUGGUUGCGCCGCCGCCGAUGCCGUCGAGUGCCCGUUCGGACGCGUCGAUGGCCUCGCGCGCGCCGAGAUCCGGGAGGCCGCGUACGAGGUGUUCUUCAUGUCGUGCCGCGCGGCCGGGGGAAGGGGAGGAGGGCUGAACUAUUAUCCGGCCGGCGGGGAGAGCGGAGGGGACGGGUCGCCGACGAUCGGAGCCGGGCCGAGGGGCGGCACUGGGAUGAACGUCGUCAGCAGCAGGGCCAAGCGGGCGCUGGGGCUCAAGGCGCGGAGGUCGUCGCAGCCCACCACCGUGCGGAGCAGCAUGAACGCGUCGUCCGCGCCGGGAUCGCCGGGCAGGAUGCGGGCGGUGAGGGACCAGCAGUCGGCGCCCGGGUCGCCCGGGAGACCGAGGCGGCCGAUGACCUCGGCCGAGAUCAUGCGGCAGCAGAUGCGGGUCACGGAGCAGAGCGACGCACGCCUGCGCAAGACGCUCAUGCGGACCCUCGUCGGACAGGUGGGAAGGAAAGCGGAGACGAUCAUCCUGCCGCUGGAGCUGCUCCGGCAGCUGAAGCUCACCGACUUCGCCGACAGCGGCGAGCACCACCAGUGGCAACGACGGCAGCUCAAGCUCCUCGAGGCGGGCCUCAUCAUCCACUCGUCACUCCCCUUCGACCGUCUCAACGCCCCCGUAAUCCGGUUCCGAGAGAUCAUGCAGGCCGCCGACUCCCGGGCCAUCGACACCGGCAAGGCCUCGGACUCCAUGCGCGCCCUCUGCGAUGCCGUUCUCGCCCUCGCCUGGCGCUCCGCUCCCGGCACCGGCCCCCACGGCGAGGCUGCCUGCCACUGGGCAGACGGAUACCCUCUCAACGUGCUCCUCUACGUCUCGUUGCUCCAGGCCAUCUUUGACCUCAAGGAGGAGACCGUUGUGCUCGAUGAAGUGGAUGAGCUCCUGGAGCUCAUGAAGCGGACAUGGACGACGCUAGGCAUGAACAAGAUGCUGCACAACGUGUGUUUCGCUUGGGUCCUCUUCCAGCAGUACGUGGCCACCGGACAGGUGGAGCCAGACCUCGCCGGUGCAGCGCUGGCAAUGCUCACAGAGGUGGCCGCCGACGCCAAGCAGGAGAACCAUGACCCGGUGUACGCGCGGGUGCUUUCAAGCGCUCUCGGUGCGAUACAUGACUGGUCGGAGAAGCGGCUGCUUGACUACCAUGAGAGGUACGGUAAGGGCAUGGCCAGCACCGGCACCGGGGCCAUGGAGAGUGCUCUGUCAUUGGCACUUUCCACAGGCAAGAUCGUAGCAGAGAAUGUGCCUGGUAUGGGCAUCACUUCGGCGGACAUCGAGCGCGAAGGCAGCGGCGUAGGGAGCUUCGACGGCAAUCGUGUUGAUUACUAUGUGAGGUGCUCCAUGAGAAGUGCAUUCACCAAGAUACUAGAGAACGAGCUCGGGCAAGGAAACAGCGAGAUUAUCGACCGCGAAGGCGAGCCCAGCGAGAUCUUGGCACGGCUUGCCAAGGACACCGAACAGCUCGCGUUGUCCGAGCGCGACAAGUUCAGCCCGGUGCUGAAACGGUGGCACCCAUUCCCGGGUGCGGCCGCCGAGGUCACCCUCCACAGUUGCUACGGCGUCGUGCUAAAGCAGUACCUGGGCAAGGCCACCUGCCUGACCAACGAGCUCGUGCGCGUGCUGCACGCGGCGGGCAGGCUCGAGAAGGCCCUGGUGCAGAUGAUGGCCGAGGACGUGGCGGACAGUGACGACGGCGGCAAGUCGGUGGUGAGGGAGGUGGUCCCCUACGACGUGGAAUCCAUUGUGGCGCGCCUCCUCAAGACCUGGAUCGAGGAGAGGCUUAGGAUUGCCAAGGAAUGCCUCCUGCGAGCAAAAGAUACCGAGAGUUGGAUACCGAAGUCCAAAAGCGAGCCAUAUGCGCGAUCUGCGGUGGACCUGAUGAAACUGGCCAAGACGACCAUCGACGAGUUCUUUGGGAUCCCGGUGAGCGCGAGGGAUGACAUGGUUCAGGACCUCGCCGACAGUCUGGGGGAGAUCUUCCAGGAGUACAUCAACUUCCUCGCGUCCUGCGGCACCAAGCAGAGCUAUCUCCCGUCGCUGCCACCCCUGACGAGGUGCAACCAAGACUCCAGGAUCAUCAGGCUCUGGAGGAGGGCGGCGACGCCGUGCCGAGUCCCCGCGGUGAGCCCGCGAGGCGGCGUGUACCACGGCCAGAGCUUGUCGUCCUCCGGCGGCCACAACCCACGCCCCUCCACCAGCCGCGGCACGCGGCGCCUCUACGUCCGGCUCAACACCCUCCACUACCUGCUCAGCCACAUCCACGCGCUCGACAAGUCGCUCUCCUUCUUCUCACACGGCAGAUGCACCUCACCAACGUCCUGUGCCGCCAAUCGUCGCCUCGCGCCGUCCUCUCAUUUCGACCAUGCCCGCGCCGCGGCUCAGUCCACUAUCGGAAGCGUCGCCGAGGUCGCCGCGUACCGCCUCAUCUUCUUAGACUCGCACCACUCGUUCUACGGCGGUCUCUACGUCGGCGGCGUCACCGACGCCCGCAUCCGCCCCGCGCUCCGCACGCUGAAGCAGAACCUGUCGUUGCUUGUCUCCGUCCUCGUCGACCGUGCGCAGCCGGUGGCCGUGCGGGAGGUGAUGAAGGCUUCGUUCCAGGCGUUCUUGAUCGUCUUGCUCGCCGGCGGCAGCGACAGGAGCUUCACAACGGAGGACCACGCCAUGAUCGAAGAGGACUUCCGGAGCCUGAAGCGCGCCUUCUGCACUCGUGGCGAGGGCCUGGUGGCCGAGGAGGUGGUCGAGGCCGAAGCCCAGGCGGUGGAAGGCGUCGUCGCACUCAUGGGGCAGACGGCGGAGCAACUGGUGGAGGAGUUCGGCAUUGCAACGUGCGAGUCGAGCGGGGCGGGCUCCACCGGACAGAGGUUGCCGAUGCCGCCGACGACCAGGCGGUGGAGCCGCACAGACCCAAGCACCAUCCUCCGCGUGCUAUGCCACCGCGACGAGGACGUCGCCAGCCACUUCUUGAAGCGCGCAUUUCAGCUUCCCAAGAGGCGGUGACUGCUGAGUGCAGGAUCUUUUUAUUCUUGCGGCCAGGGUUAUUGUAACUCUACAUGAACAAGAAGGGAGAGAACCAUAUAUCAAUAGUGUUAUUAGUUUGCCCAAACAAAGACAAUUCAGAAAGGGAAAAGCUAUUGAUGUUUACAAC
This is a messenger RNA of Phragmites australis (common reed), 3380 nucleotides long. Its product is annotated as protein unc-13 homolog. The coding region runs from base 98 to 3232 and encodes 1044 amino acids. The record is from RefSeq and is a predicted model, not a curated record. Lineage: Eukaryota; Viridiplantae; Streptophyta; Magnoliopsida; Poales; Poaceae. The transcript has 6 exons.